Messenger RNA from Achroia grisella, 476 nucleotides. RefSeq lists its product as uncharacterized. Lineage: Eukaryota; Metazoa; Arthropoda; Insecta; Lepidoptera; Pyralidae. The coding region runs from base 11 to 466 and encodes 151 amino acids. The transcript is spliced from 4 exons. The record is from RefSeq and is a predicted model, not a curated record.
AAAUUUUAAAAUGGAUAAACAAAAGAGAGCACGAAGCGAAAAUUGGUUGGAAGACGACAAGAAUUUAUUGUUGGAAUUGAUCCGCGAUCGUGUCGCCGUACUAGAGAAUAAGAAUACGGAUACGAAUACCAACAACUGUAAAAAGAAAGGAUGGCUGGAAGUUAUGGAUAGUUUUAAUGCAAUGUGCAAAGGUAGCAGACGCACAUUGCAACAAAUAAAAACUCAGUGGGGAGUCAUCAAAGUAAGUAAAAAGAAAAAUUUAGCAGACCAGAGGCGAUCUCUGAAUAAAACUGGUGGAGGACCACCUACUGUGACUGUUCCAGUGGACAGUACAGACAUAUUGGCAUGGUUACCGCAGGAGUUUUACGUGGACACCAAUCUAUAUGACUCUGACGCUAAAACAGGAAUUCCAGAUGAUCAUAUAAAUGAAAUAGAUGUACCUGUUAGCGCUGUAAGUAAUAUAUAAUAUGUAGUAU